Molecule: messenger RNA, 1676 nt
Organism: Cottoperca gobio
Lineage: Eukaryota; Metazoa; Chordata; Actinopteri; Perciformes; Bovichtidae
Gene: cdkn1bb
Product: cyclin dependent kinase inhibitor 1Bb
Exons: 3
Coding region: 343-900 (185 amino acids)
Biological process (GO): negative regulation of cell population proliferation; negative regulation of mitotic cell cycle; G1/S transition of mitotic cell cycle
Cellular component (GO): cytoplasm; nucleus
Molecular function (GO): protein-folding chaperone binding; cyclin-dependent protein serine/threonine kinase inhibitor activity
Source: RefSeq, a predicted model, not a curated record
CAAGCUCCACUCAGAUCCCAAGUACAUCUCUCAAUCGCCAUAUUGGGUACUGAGGUUCGUCCGCAGUUCCUCUCACUACGGGACGAAAUUGACAGAGCGGCUUCAGUUCCUGGGCACUUUGUUUUGAUGUUCCGCGGACACUACUGUCGGCUUCAAAACACCGCGGCCAUUACCGUCUCCAGCCCGACGUAUGCAUGGCAUAAGUCGUUUUACGCUUGUUUUGGAUCUUGCUCAGCGACGAGGAGAUACCCGUUGUUUUUGAGCCUUGUGUUUUUUCUUGUGAAAACUGGACGCUCCUGGCUAUUUUGAAAAAUCUAGUUUGUCUUUGAGGGGGGGUGGAAAAUGUCAGAUGUUCGACUAUCAAACGGGAGCCCGACAUUGGAGCGGACGGACUCCCGGGUGUCGGAUCACCCGAAACCGUCAGCGUGCAGAAGCCUCUUCGGCUCGUUGGACCACGAAGAGUUAAAGAGGGAUUUAAAGGGACAUUUGCGAGAGAUGGAAGAGGCUGCCUCCGCCAAGUGGGGCUUCGACUUCGCCAAUCACACGCCGCUGUCCAACAGCAGGCUCGACUGGGAAUUAGUUGAUUGCAAAGACGUCCCGAAUUUCUACAACAGGCAACCGCGGAGGGAGAAGGGCGUCUGCUCUGCUGGGAAUACCAAUGUGGAUCUAAAUGGGAAUCAUAAUUGUGUUGUGGUGCCUCCGAGCGAGGGGAGCGACAGGUCUGACGGGCCGAUGGAGUGCACGGAAAAGUGCCCCGGGCUGAGGAAAAGAGCUGCGUUUCAUGAGCCCUCGGUCCAGAAUAAGAGGUCACACACCAGCUCAGAUGAGGUCACCUGUCCAAGCCUGAGCCACUCGACAGAACACACACCCAGAAAGACCAGUCCCAGGAGGCAAACGUGAGGACGAGAAACGAGCCGAAGAUGUAUUUCCCCUUUUACGUGGGAAACCUCAGCGUUGGCCGAUUUUUGGAAGAGGAACUACACAGCAUCAGAAACAUAUCAACUCUCCUGAAGACGGGGGAGGACGCUGUUGAAGCACUGAAUAGAAACACUAAAGUUGUGGCACUCAAUUAAAAAAAAAAAAGUUACUGCCUCUAAAAGCAGUCGAUGUAGCAGUGUGCAAUUAGGUUUGAUUUCCUUUUUUGCUCCUUUUUUUUUUACUACCUGUGUGUAAAUAAAUAUACAUAUUAUAUUAUAUUUCUCUCCAUAUGUAGCACAUACGAAAACAUUAUGAUUUGAACACAAAUCCUUUAUGUAAAAAGGUGUGAAUUUUGAUUUGACUUGAAGAAUUGCAGUGUAGUUUGAUACAUGUUUCCAAAAUGCUGUUCUGUUUUUUUUUUUUUUUUUUCGUUUUUUUUUUUUUUCCUCUGAAAAGCAGUGUGACUUUGACGCGGUCCCUAAUUGCUACAUUUAAAAACAAAAUCAUGGCUUUUUUAAAGUUUCUUAACAGUGUAUGUUCACUCCGUCAUCUUCCUAACGGUACAAAUGUAGCUCAUCUGUUUUUUAGUUUUUUGAUCCUUCCUCGGGUCACUUCAGUGUCACCAAGUGCAGAUUCUCCUAUAACAUCUAUUUCUCCCCGGAAAUCAACACAGGAAAAAAAAAAAAAAAAAGAAGUAAUAUUUCUGUUUGGACUUUUCAUCACCCCGAUUUAUUUAUUUUGUGAUAGGUGCUUUUUUU